AUGUCAAAUCGGUCACUACGGACGGCCGUUCGGUCAGUCGGUCGACUUAAUGGACGAACGGCACGCCCUUCAGGCCUUGCGCCGAGGCAAUUCAGCACUUCACCAGCGCAUGGUGUAAGAGCCGUAUUCGCCGAGACCGAAAACGACGAAAUGAACAAAGUCCUCAACACCAUCCAAGAAACCAUCAUCCUCCCCGCCUACCUCCCAGAAAAGCAGCGCAAGCUCGUCUUCGACCCCAAGAUGAAGUCCUACCUCGAGCAGAACCCCAUCAUCAUCGAAGUCGAGGGUCUCGAACACAAAUUUUCCACCAUUGAUCGAUUUGCCGGCAUCGAAAACUCAAAGACCAUUCUCAACAAGGCCCUCAAAAGCAUGCAGAGCCAGGAUGACUGGGCCAACCUGGCAACUCUUUUGGCGGGGUAUAAGAAGGCCGGCAUAAGGCUAAAGGCCAACCACUGGGGAAAGAUUGUACGCAUGGCAGGAGAGAGCGGCAACAUUCACGCCGUGAUUGAGUGCGCGAAGCAGUCCGACAAGACCGGGCUCAUGUUCACCAACCGGGAAACAGUCGUCCGAGUACUAUCUUACAUCAACGAAAAGGUCACCAGCAGCAAUUGGGACGUGGUCGAGACGAAGCAGGCACAAACAUGGGCGGACCAAGUCCUCGAUCUCCUCCAGCGCAAGGAACAUGCGAUUGAAGGCCAGCCCACCCGCGAGAGACUACACUUCUCCCGCGUCGUCCGCGGAAUGACCCUCUUCGCAAAGGCCUCUGCCGCCAAAGUCAAGCAACAAGCCGGUGAACCCGUCGAGCAAGACCUCGUGCUGCUCAAGGAUGAAGUCGACCUGCUCAGCUCACUAUGGAAAGACUCAACGAAUGCGAACCUGGAAGAGGUCGCUGACUUUGCAAAACUCAACCCUACCUUGGAGAGAAACUCCAACCCCAAGGGAGUCAAGAUACCUACCGCCCUGAACGGAAGUGCAUACGUGAAAGUCUUGGCACAGAACAUCAAGGGUAUCUCGCUGGCGCGUGAGGUCCUUGGUGAAGAUGCUCAAGGCCUCGCACCGGUUGAGGUCACUCUAGCCGACCACUUGCGGAACUUUGUAAAGACUAGCAAGAGCUCAACAGAAGGCUGGGAUCAAGAAUACUCGACAAUCGUCGGACAGGCACCGAAGUGGUAA
Molecule: messenger RNA, 1173 nt
Organism: Trichoderma asperellum CBS 433.97
Lineage: Eukaryota; Fungi; Ascomycota; Sordariomycetes; Hypocreales; Hypocreaceae
Source: RefSeq, a predicted model, not a curated record